Messenger RNA from Aspergillus ruber CBS 135680, 451 nucleotides. RefSeq lists its product as uncharacterized. The transcript has a single exon. The record is from RefSeq and is a predicted model, not a curated record. NCBI's taxonomy places the organism in Eukaryota, Fungi, Ascomycota, Eurotiomycetes, Eurotiales, Aspergillaceae. Bases 277 to 438 code for a protein of 53 amino acids.
CUCGAACAAUAUAAAUUUAUUGGUAGGCUCUCUAUCGAAAUACUAACAUGGAGAAGGAAAGAAAGAAGCUGGGCCUGCCGGCGCUGCGCUAUCUAGUGUGCGAAGGGGGUUCCUACCCUAUAUUCAAACAGACCAAAUGAUACAAACAUCUUGCGUUGUUGGUGAAUGCCCGUACUCCGUGAUAGUCUGGAAUACAAAAUCCCAUUGAAUAACUUUCUCUUAGUUAUAGCAUAUUUGGGAUAAGUCUCUUACCUUCCUUUUAUCUCAUUGACAACAAUGCCUCAAUUACCAGAUGUUUAUUCCUCUUCUCUUUAUGAGGUUGAUACUAUAGAUACUUCACCUUGUCUUCCAUUAACAGAUCGGUUGGUCCUAUCCUCAAUUUUAGAACCAUCUAAAAGUCAGCAAACAGCUGACUCACUUGUUGACUCUGAGGGAUGACGAGGACGUUACC